AUGUCUGAAUUAAAGUCAUACACUUUCGAAGAAGUCGCCCAGCACAACACCAGAGACGAUUUGUGGAUUAUCUACGAAGGUAAGGUCUACGACGCCUCUGGCUACCUCGACGAACAUCCAGGUGGUGAAGAAGUUAUCAUCGACUGUGCUGGCACUGACGCUACUGGUCCAUUUGACGAUAUUGGACACUCCGAAGACGCUAGAGAAGUCUUGGACGGUUUGUUGGUCGGCAACCUUGAAGGCGGCGCUCCCGUCAAACAGGCUUCUACUUCCUCUCAGAUCUCCGGCGAGCAAUCCCCAUUGCCAAUGAUUAUCGCCGGUCUUGUGGUUAUCGGUGCCAUUACUUACUACUACGCUAUCUAAGCACCCCUAUAUACACUAAUGCACCUUGCUUCUAAAUGGCCUAGAUCUUUUUUCUCUUUCCCCGGAAAGUUUAUUUAUUGUUCCCUCUAACUUCAAUCAUAUCUGUAGUGAAAACUGAAUGGCUUUAUUGAUCCCGAAAUCAAACGAUGUACGCCGUGAAUAAUGUACCAGACUGACGAAAGUCUAAAUAGUGAGCGCUAGUUGUAACGGUAAUACAACAUAAAUCAUUCCGAUAGAUAUAAUUUGACCAGCCUUUG
Molecule: messenger RNA, 620 nt
Organism: Babjeviella inositovora NRRL Y-12698
Lineage: Eukaryota; Fungi; Ascomycota; Pichiomycetes; Serinales
Gene: CYB5
Product: Cyb5p
Exons: 2
Coding region: 1-363 (120 amino acids)
Cellular component (GO): endoplasmic reticulum membrane; intracellular membrane-bounded organelle
Molecular function (GO): heme binding
Source: RefSeq, a predicted model, not a curated record